AUGCCUCCAAAACGCGGAACAAAGAAAAAGGCACAGGCUGCGAAAGUGGAAGUUCCAGUCGACGAGGAGAUGCAAGAUGUUGAAUCCAGUACGCAGCCGGAGAAGGAGAUGAGCCAGCCUCCUACGACGGCAGUGGCAGCUGAAGAAAGUGCAAACGAGGAGUCUGUUGCCUCUGGUGCUGAAGGGCCAUCCGCAAAGAAGUUGGUGUUGACACCACAAGAACGGGCUGCAAAGCUUGAAGCACUACGGGAGCGCAUGCGUGCGUCUGCGAUCGCCAACAGACGCGAUCUCAUUGAGGAGAGCAAUAGAGCAAAGCACAACGCAAAGGAGCUCGCUCGUCUAGAAAGAAAGCGAAAGCUUGCUGAAACACUUCGAGAAAAGAUUGAGGCGCAGGAAACCGGUGAAGAUCUCGAACGCAAACGAAACUGGGAAUACAGCAUCGAAGAGGAUCAGAAUUGGGCUGAGAAGAUGGAAAAGAAGGCGAGGAAUGCCGACUUUGAGUUCCAUGACUAUGACUCUACGGCGCACCGUAAAUAUGAAAAGGACCUCGACCUCCUGCGACCGGAUCUCAUAACCUACAAUCAUGACAAGGAGCGAGCACUCGGCCUCGAACCGGGAACGCUGGUCACAGUCGACGAGACUGGUAGAGCAGUCUUGACCGCAGCCGCUCUGGAUCGUGGUACAAUGACAUCCGGCGCAUCUGCCAGUGGGACGAAUGCCGAAGUCCUGUACCGCGACGCAAACAGCCUUAGCUAUGCGGACAACAAACCUAGCGAAGAAGCAAUCGACCGCGUGGUCAACAAGCUCAAUAACGAUCUCGACAAACGCGGCAAAUGGUCAAGGAAGCGCGCUAAUGAAGACGAGGGAGAUGUCACCUACAUCAACCAACGAAACAAAGUCUUCAACAAAAAGAUUGCGCGUUUCUACGACAAAUACACAACCGAGAUACGGGACAGCUUUGAGCGUGGAACUGCCGUCUAA
This is a messenger RNA of Serendipita indica DSM 11827, 981 nucleotides long. NCBI's taxonomy places the organism in Eukaryota, Fungi, Basidiomycota, Agaricomycetes, Sebacinales, Serendipitaceae. The record is from the annotation of a GenBank genome assembly.